Vitis riparia (riverbank grape) is the source of this 2987-nucleotide messenger RNA. RefSeq names its product bifunctional dihydrofolate reductase-thymidylate synthase-like. Gene Ontology annotation, cellular component: mitochondrion; cytosol. Gene Ontology annotation, biological process: dTMP biosynthetic process; one-carbon metabolic process; tetrahydrofolate biosynthetic process. Gene Ontology annotation, molecular function: thymidylate synthase activity; dihydrofolate reductase activity. NCBI's taxonomy places the organism in Eukaryota, Viridiplantae, Streptophyta, Magnoliopsida, Vitales, Vitaceae. The record is from RefSeq and is a predicted model, not a curated record. The coding region runs from base 188 to 1771 and encodes 527 amino acids. The transcript is spliced from 11 exons.
UCUCCUAUCUUUUCUCUUCCAAACCCUAGUGUCUUCACUCCAAUUCUCUUACUUCCUCAGAUCCACCAUCGCUGCUACAUUUUGGUUCAGAUUUCCUCCGGUUCUACUGCACUUUUGCAAAAGUUGGUUGUGCAGUCUCAGUUUUCAGUCAACAUCUUUAAGUCUUCAUUGGGUUCAGGAUUCAAUUAUGGCCAGUGACACUGUUGUGAGCCUUCCUAAUGGCAAUGCCAAUAUACAGCCUGAUCCACAGAGGACGUACCAAGUUGUUGUGGCUGCAACUCGAGAUAUGGGUAUUGGUAAGGAUGGGAAACUACCCUGGAGAUUGCCUUCUGACAUGAAAAUUUUCAAGGACAUUACUAUGACUGUAUCAGAUACGGUGAAAAAGAAUGCAGUUAUAAUGGGUAGAAAAACAUGGGAAAGUAUUCCUCUUGAGCAUCGGCCUCUGCCUGGCCGCCUAAAUGUUGUUCUGACUCGUUCUGGAAGUUUUGAUAUUGCAACUGCAGAGAAUGUUGUAAUAUGUGGAAGCAUGGCUUCUGCUUUGGAACUAUUAGCCGCAUCUCCCUAUUGUCUAUCCAUUGAAAAAGUGUUUGUUAUAGGAGGUGGCCAGAUACUAAGGGAAGCUCUCAAUGCACCUGGAUGUGAUGCUAUCCACAUUACAGAAAUUGAGACAAGCUUCGAAUGUGACACUUUCAUCCCUGCUAUUGAUUCCUUGGUAUUUCAGCCUUGGUACUCAUCCUUCCCAUUGGUGGAAAACAAUAUUCGUUAUUCUUUCAUGACUUAUGUUCGUGUGAGAAGUUCUGCAGACGAAUCCCAAAUCCAGAACAAUGGUGACAGUGGGUUGGAAUCCAUUAAAUUUGAUAUUAAGAAGUUCUCUUUCUUGCCCAAGAUGAUCUUUGAGAGGCAUGAGGAAUACAUCUAUCUGAGAUUGGUUGAAGACAUCAUCUUAAAUGGUGUUCAAAGGGAUGAUAGGACAGGGACUGGUACUUUAUCAAAGUUUGGUUGCCAGAUGCGGUUUAAUCUACGAAAAACUUUUCCGCUUCUUACAACUAAGAAAGUAUUUUGGCGAGGGGUUGUUGAAGAACUACUGUGGUUCAUCAGUGGCUCAACAAAUGCUAAGGUCCUACAGGAAAAGGGAAUUCAUAUAUGGGAUGGCAAUGCAUCCAGGGACUACCUUGAUAGUAUUGGCUUGGCAGACAGGGAAGAGGGUGACUUGGGACCCAUAUAUGGGUUCCAGUGGAGGCACUUUGGUGCUAGCUAUAUUGACAUGCAUGCUGACUAUACUGGCCAAGGAUUUGAUCAGUUGUUAGAUGUUAUUAACAAGAUCAAGAAUAAUCCGAAUGAUCGACGGAUUAUCCUCUCAGCUUGGAAUCCUUCUGAUCUCAAAUUGAUGGCACUUCCACCCUGCCAUAUGUUUGCACAGUUCUAUGUAAGCCAUGGGGAGUUAUCAUGCCAAAUGUACCAGCGAUCUGCUGACAUGGGUCUUGGUGUGCCGUUUAACAUUGCAUCUUAUGCGCUCUUAACAUGCAUGAUCGCUCAUGUUUGUGGUAUGCAUUUACCUUGUUCUGGUGAUUUCAUCCAUGUUAUUGGGGACUCUCAUGUUUAUCGGACUCAUAUCAGGCCUCUGCAGGAGCAGCUUCAGAAGCUUCCUAAACCUUUUCCAAUUUUGAAGAUCAAUCCACAGAAGAAGAACAUUGAUUCUUUUGUGGCAGCUGAUUUCCAACUCAUAGGUUAUGAUCCUCAUCAGAAAAUAGAGAUGAAAAUGGCGGUAUAGAGCUCCAAUCCAUUAAAGAAAACAUGGAGGCUCUUCCUCCCCUUUCAGGCAAUAUAUGCUUGUAGUUUUGAGGCAAGUACAUGUCUGCUUAUAUCUCCUAUCAAUUUCACAUUCUAAUCUAGAUAAAGUCAUGUGCUUAAGCGCUGCAUGUCCCAUGGCAUGCAUCUCUUCUGCCAUAGCAACUCGAAACGUUGGUUUCCCCACUGUUAGUUUGUUACCCCUUUGGCAAUGAUAUUCGUGUGUGUGUGUGUUUUCCUUUCAUACUCUUGUAGAAAUUUAUAAUUUGGUGGGUGUAUGUCAUUGGGUGGUGUGGAGAAUGAUAUCCCUUGCACAUGCUAGGGUUUUCAGUGCAUGAUUUACCCACUUGGAGAUUGAUGUGGUAGGGAUAUAAUUGUGUCUGAGAAAGAGAUAGUCUCAUAAAAAAAUGGAAUUUGAGAUUUGUGGGUAGGAUUGUGUUUGGAUAGGAUGGUAUUAUUUAAUGCUAAUAAGUACCUGAAAUGAAGAAAAUAGGUUAACAAAUAUCUUCAAAAUCAGGCAAAUCCGAUUUAGGCACAAGGGUAAUAGGUAAACGAUUUGCUUCAUGGUAGGUAUUUCGAUUCACAAACAAGUCAGAGUGCAACUUUGGUUUCUACUUGCCCAGAAAGGUAUCAGCUAUUACCAGUGAUAAGAAAAGUUGCUCCCUUGCUGUGUUCUGUUUCGUUUCAUGCUUUAGUCCCACAUCGUUUCACACUACUGUCUAUCUGCUUGAGGAUUGGAACACACCAUGUUAAAUGCUGAGGAAUUCUAGGUUAUUUAGUUCGAUUAUCAUCAGUUUUAAUAGGUAAUCUUGAAUUUAUUUUGUGCGAUUAAAGCUCGCUGUUUUUAAUGAUGUUGCAGGCACGGCUAAUGGAAGUUAAUGUUGAUAGUUAUAUACAAAUAAAAAACUCCUAGAGUUGGAUACACUUGAAGCUCUACAUAUGUAGUAACUGAGAAUCCUUUAGUUCCUCUUACAAAAUGUUGGUUCUAAGGUGAUUUAGGAUAUAUUUAUUUUCACUUUUUGGAAUCUGUGUUGUUUUGUCUGUUAUAAUUGCUGUUUUCAGUUGCUACAAAUACCUUUCGAGCACUGUUGAGAAACAAAUGGGAACCUGAGAUGACCCAAUUUUUCAUCUUGGAGUGGUUAUCUAGUUGGUGGAACUAUUUCUAUUUUGUUUCUUAAAAGAAUUCCUUUGUAGCUUCA